AGAAAUGCUGAGUUAAUGUAAAGGACCAGGAGAGGCGCUGCAGGGUAUUCAGGCAAAGUGGGAACCUAUCUCCCUCUCUCUCUCUCUCUAUCUCUCCUCCUUCUCCUCUCUGUCUGACUCUCUCUUAUUUUAGAGGCGUGUUCAAGACAAAGCAGGUCUAUCAUCUGUGUCCUUUGGUGAGCAGACACUUCUGAAACACAGCUCCUCAGUCUUUGAGCAAGAUGCAGAGGUGGGUCGUGAUCUGUUGUGCUCUCCUGGCUCUGGUUGGUGCUGACGAGUGUCCAGAUGGAGGGAGAUGUAAAGACGGUCAAACCUGCUGCUACGACCCAGCCAACGGCUAUGAAUGCUGCCCAUUUGCACAGGCUGAGUGCUGUGGGGAUCACAUGCAUUGCUGUCCUGCGGGAACAGUCUGCGAUACAGCCACGUCCAGCUGUCUGAACUCUACUGGGUCCAUCCCCUGGGUGGAAAGAGUCUCUGCUGAUCAGCCCCGACACUCUAAAUCCUUCAGGAUGAUCAAGACACACAUGGGGGAGGAUGACGACAAAAUCUGUCCCGAUUGGUCACGAUGCCCACCUGAGUUUUCCUGUCUAAAGGCCUUGACAAGGUUUGGCUGCUGUCCCCUAGCUCAGGGAGUCCCCUGCUCUGAUGGGAAACACUGCUGUCCUGAGGGCCAUCAGUGCAGCGCAGACAGCCGCUCCUGCAUUGAAAAAGAGCUUGUGACCACAGUUCUGUGCAGUGACGGAAUAUCAGAGUGUCCAGAUGAAACCACCUGCUGUGAAACCCCAGAGGGAAAGUGGGGAUGCUGUCCCCUGCCAAAGGCUGUGUGCUGCGACGAUAAGACACACUGCUGUCCUGAAGACAGUACCUGUGAUGUGGAACAGUCCAAAUGUAUUUCCUUAUCUACCAAAAAACAAACGCCAAUGUGGGCCAAACUCCCUGCCAGGAUAAGAGCAGACUGGGAGAACCAGAAAGAAGGUGAAACAGUCACUGCAGAGAUUGCUGUUGAUGGUGGCUCAGAAAAAACCCCUAAGGUCACCACAGUAAAUGAAGUUCCUCCUUCACAGAAGGAAGUGUUUGUGUCAUCCACCACAAAGGCAGCUGCAGGCAACGAUAUCCCCUGCGAUGAUACAGUAGCCUGUGAAGAUGGCACCACAUGCUGUAAAACCAAAGAGGGUGGCUGGGCUUGCUGUCCUCUGCCAGAGGCUGUUUGUUGUGAAGAUAUGCUUCACUGCUGCCCAAAAGGUAAGAAAUGUAACCUGGUCGCCGAGACCUGCGAUGACGACACAUGCUCUGUGCCGUGGGUCCAGAAGGUACCCACAAUCCCCAGACAGGACGCACAGGUGGGGAAUGUUACGUGUGACUCCACCUACAGUUGUCCUGAUGGAUCCACCUGCUGCAAGACCACAACAGGAGAGUGGGCCUGCUGUCCUCUGCCUGAGGCGGUCUGUUGUGAAGACCACGAGCACUGCUGCCCUACUGGCACCACCUGUGACCUGGCAGAACAAACCUGUAAUGGCGCCUCAGGUUCAACGCCCAUGAAGCAGAAGAUACCUGCUUUUGCUACGGCAGCACCCACUACAGUGGCCCCCAUGACCCAAGAUCAAGCAACAAGCUCAAAGCAAGACGAGAAGAAGGAGCCUGAGACAGAGGAGGUGACAAAAGCAGAGAACAAUGAUGAUGACGAUGAUGAGGAGAAUAAAGAGGUGGGGAGCAUUCAGUGUGACCCCCACACCAGCUGCCCUCAGUCUGCUACUUGCUGCUUCAUGACCUCGUCUCAAAAGUGGGGCUGUUGCCCACUGCCACGGGCUGUGUGCUGCACUGAUGGGAACCACUGCUGUCCCAACCAGUACAAGUGCGAUGAGAGCCAAACCUCGUGCAUCAAAGGGGAAGUGGUGAUCCCCUGGUACACUAAGCUUCCAGCCACCAUCAGCAACGAGGCUGACCCCAGCUCUGUGCAGUGCGAAGAGCAGACCCAGUGUCCCGAACACACCACCUGCUGCCAGCUGCCGACAGGCGACUGGGGCUGCUGCCCAAUGCCAAAUGCUGUGUGCUGCACUGAUGGGAUCCACUGCUGUCCAUCCAACUACAAGUGUGAGGGGACCACCUGCAUCAGAGGGGACGUGGCGAUCUCUGCGUACACCAAGCUUCCAGCCACCACCAGCAUCAAGGCUGAUCCCAGCUUGUUGGUGAAAGAGCUUGAGACCAGCGUUAUCUGUGGCGACGGAGUUACAGAGUGUCCAUCUGGAAACACCUGCUGUAAAAGUGCAUCAGGAUCAUGGGGAUGCUGUCCUCUGCCACAGGCUGUGUGCUGCACUGAUGGGAUCCACUGCUGUCCAUCCAACUACAAGUGUGAGGGGACCACCUGCAUCAGAGGGGACGUGGCGAUCCCUGCGUACACCAAGCUUCCAGCCACCACCAGCAUCAAGGCUGAUCCCAGCUUGUUGGUGAAAGAGCUUGUGACCAGCGUUAUCUGUGGCGACGGAGUUACAGAGUGUCCAUCUGGAAACACCUGCUGUAAAAGUGCAUCAGGAUCAUGGGGAUGCUGUCCUCUGCCACAGGCUGUGUGCUGCACUGAUGGGAUCCACUGCUGUCCAUCCAACUACAAGUGUGAGGGGACCACCUGCAUCAGAGGGGACGUGGCGAUCCCUGCGUACACCAAGCUUCCAGCCACCACCAGCAUCAAGGCUGAUCCCAGCUUGUUGGUGAAAGAGCUUGUGACCAACAUUAUCUGUGGCGACGGAGUUACAGAGUGUCCAUCUGGAAACACCUGCUGUGAAACUGGAUCAGGAGUAUGGGGAUGCUGUCCUCUGCCACAGGCGGUGUGCUGCAGCAACAUGUUGCACUGCUGUCCCUAUGGCUACACCUGCACAGACACUGGACACUGCAUUCGGGAGAGCAGGCUCCACUGGCAGAACUGGCAGUUGACCCGUGCCAACAAAAAGAGAGCUCCACUUUUGUGAAAACAUCUCCCCCCUGCAUGUGUCAUGUGUUUCUGCGUGCAAUGUAUUAAUGGAAAAUAAUGUCAGAGGGAUUUAAUGAUAUUGAUACUUUGAUUUUUAUUCUUAGUGAAAGGAUGAAGGGUAUCUGUGAAACUGAAUUGCACCUGGGGUUACGGUAUUCUGUGAUCUUGGAGAGGCAACACCAAGUAUAUGCAAUUAAAUCAAGGCAUUAAGUUUUUAGUAACUCAUUUUAAAUUUCAUUUGAUUUGAUUUCACUUUAUUGUCAGAUGAAAACAAGUCUGAAAUUUGUCUUAAGGUCAGAUAGAUCCUUGUAUUUCUAAGCACACAGUUGCAAGCUAUUUGUGAAUAUUGCCUGUAGAGUGUUUUUAUUGGAUGGAGUUUCAGUCAAUCGUCUCUUUCUGUAUGUUCUUCUUCAGCAGCCGUGUGCUGCAAAGUGCAGAGUGCACCAUAAUUUGGGAACCAUACAUUGUAUAAAUAUGGGUAACAUGGGUCUUAGUCCACUUAAUAAAUAGCAUACACAUGAAACUACAUUUUACUGUAUUCUUUAAAAUGUAUACAUGCUUUGUGAUUACACAAACAACAAUAAAUCAUUACGUGGAAUUUUAUGCAGCUUGAUGAAAGGUUCUUCUAACUUUGGUCAUUUUUGGUGCAUCAUUAUUAUUAUUAUUGUUAUUAUUAUUAUUUUUUUAUUUCUUCAUUAUAACAAAAUCCUAAACUUUGGAGUUGACCAAGGAACAAAAACAUUUCCCUGAAAUAAAUAAUGCCCUUGUUAUUUAUUACA
Molecule: messenger RNA, 3741 nt
Organism: Epinephelus moara (kelp grouper)
Lineage: Eukaryota; Metazoa; Chordata; Actinopteri; Perciformes; Serranidae
Gene: grna
Product: granulin a
Exons: 19
Coding region: 222-2960 (912 amino acids)
Cellular component (GO): extracellular region
Source: RefSeq, a predicted model, not a curated record